Molecule: messenger RNA, 1644 nt
Organism: Meriones unguiculatus (Mongolian gerbil)
Lineage: Eukaryota; Metazoa; Chordata; Mammalia; Rodentia; Muridae
Product: cytochrome P450 2D3-like
Exons: 9
Coding region: 67-1572 (501 amino acids)
Biological process (GO): xenobiotic metabolic process; arachidonate metabolic process
Cellular component (GO): intracellular membrane-bounded organelle; cytoplasm
Molecular function (GO): oxidoreductase activity, acting on paired donors, with incorporation or reduction of molecular oxygen, reduced flavin or flavoprotein as one donor, and incorporation of one atom of oxygen; iron ion binding; heme binding
Source: RefSeq, a predicted model, not a curated record
CAUAAAGCGGCUGUAGUGAGUGUGGUCCACUGUUCUCUAGGAAGCCUGGGGAGCAGUGGGGCAGCCAUGGAGCUGCUGGGUGGGACUGGCCUGUGGCCUGUGGCCAUCUUCACGGUCAUCUUCAUAUUGCUGGUAGACCUGAUGCAUCGGCGCCAGCGCUGGACUGCGGGCUACCCACCAGGCCCUGUGCCAUGGCCUGUCCUAGGUAACCUGCUGCAGGUGGACUUAGAGAACAUGCCAUACAGCUUGUACAAGCUUCAAAACCGCUAUGGUGAAGUGUUCAGCCUGCAGAUGGCCUGGAGGCCAAUGGUUGUGGUCAAUGGACUGAAGGCCGUGAAGGAAGUGUUGGUGACCUGUGGAGAGGACACUGCUGACCGCCCUGAGCUGCCCAUCUUUCAGCAAAAUGGCUAUGGACCCAAAGCUAAAGGUGUGGUUUUUGCACCUUACGGGCCCGAGUGGCGAGAGCAGCGGAGAUUCUCUGUGUCCACCCUGCGCAACUUCGGCCUGGGCAGGAAAUCUCUGGAGCAGUGGGUGACUGAGGAGGCUGGCCACCUCUGUGACGCCUUCAGCGACCAUGCUGGGAGCCCUGUCAGUCCCUACAAGCUCCUGAACAAAGCUGUGUGCAACGUGAUCGCAUCCCUCAUUUAUGCCCAUCGCUUUGACUAUGGAGACCCUUACUUCAUCAAGAUGCUGAAAAUAAUGGAAGACAGUAUGGAAGAGAGUAAGGGCUUGCUUCCUGAGGUUCUGAACACGUUCCCAGUUCUCCUGCGCAUCCCAGGGCUGUUCGACAAGGUCUUCCCUGGGCAAAAGUCAUUCAUGAGCAUGGUGGACAAGCUGAUAACUGAACACAAGAGGACUUGGGACCCUGACCAGCCAGCUCGAGACCUGACUGACGCCUUCCUGGCUGAAAUGGAAAAGGCCAAUGGGAACCCUGAGAGCAGCUUCAAUGACACAAAUUUACGACUGGUUGUCGCUGACCUGUUUGGAGCUGGAAUUGUGACCACAUCAGUCACCCUGACCUGGGCCCUGCUGCUCAUGAUCCUGCACCCGGAUGUGCAGCGUCGAGUGCAACAUGAGAUCGAUGAAGUCAUAGGGCAGGUGCGGCAUCCAGAGAUGGCAGACCAGGCCCGCAUGCCCUACACCAAUGCUGUGGUCCAUGAGGUGCAGCGCUUUGCAGACAUUGCCCCAAUGAAUGCGCCACAUCUGACCUCUCGUGACGUCGAAGUGCAGGGCUUCCGCAUCCCCAAGGGGACGAUGCUCAUCCCCAACCUGUCCUCCGUGCUGAAGGACGAGACUGUGUGGGAAAAGCCCCUCCAGUUCUAUCCUGAACACUUCCUGGAUGCCCAGGGCCACUUUGUGAAGCAUGAGGCCUUCAUGCCAUUCUCAGCAGGCCGUCGAGCAUGCCUGGGGGAGCCCCUGGCCCGCAUGGAGCUCUUCCUGUUCUUCACCUGCCUCCUGCAGCACUUUAGCUUCUUGGUUCCCGAGGGACAGCCUCGGCCCAGUGAUUAUGGCAAUAUGAAGGCUUUGCCAGUUACUCCAAUGCCCUACCAACUCUGUGCAGUUGUGCGCUAGCAUAGCCAGUAGCUCCCUCCUGCCCCCAGAUUGGGCUGAUUCAUGCUCAAUAAACAACUUCUUUAGCCUCAA